UCGGCUCGAAGUUGUGUAGUUUAAAGGCACAUCACUGUACAAACUAGAAGCACGUUUUUUUCCUAUUAAGUAACGUAGAAACAGUAACAUUCGAGAUAAAAAAGCUCAUACGACAAUGCCGCGUCAACCAGCACAUUGGAGAAAAUUCGUAUUCGUCUAUAUUUUCCAGUUAUUUUCAUAUGCAACUUCCACGGUGCAUGUACAACUGAUAGCACCGCGCUAUGUAACCUACGGGAGCACAGCAGUUCUCCAUUGCAAUCAUAGUGUCCCAGAUGCUUCCUUGCAUAAAGUCGAGUUCAUGAAGGAUGACAAGACGAUAUUACGAUACAUAAAGGAUAGGAAACCGCCGUUCCUUAAAUGGGGGGUAGACGGUGCAAACAUGGAGUAUAUGGCAAAUGGCACGACAAUCAAAUUAAAGGACGUUCGUUUCGAGGCGUCUGGUUCGUAUUCCUGUCUGGUUUCGAUGACGACUCCUAUUUAUGCCCAGCCUUCCGACAUCGUUCAAAUGAAAGUCAUAGUACCACAGACUGAAAACCCGAAAAUCACAUUCAAGAAAGGAAUGUACAUGGUGGGCGAAAUUUUAGAAGCGAAUUGCACCUCCUCGGCUGCGCAUCCAGUUCCUCACUUGACUUGGUAUAUAAACGGCAAGGAGGUGGAUAUUAGCCUGGUUAAUCAUUAUCCUCACACGCGUCACAAGGACCAAUUGAUGUCCGCGACUGCGAAACUAAUGAUAGAGGUUUCCGCGUUGCAUGCAGGGGAGAACGGAUAUCUAGAGAUCAGCUGUUAUUCCACCAUUCCGGAUUACCCGUUGCACCAGGAACAGUACGCUGAUGUCAGGGAGGAAACGGUUUCGGUGGAAAUAAAACCCGCGCCGAUCGCUGAAUCCUCGAGGGCCCGUGGAUGGCCUUUAGCUACAUUACUAUGCAUCCUUUGUACGAUGCACAAAAUCAUUCCUUAAUAAAAAGUCAAUUGCUUUAGGAUAAUUUAACGAAGGAACAGGAAGAAAGAAUGAAAGAAAAAAAAAAAAAAUGAACAACCUAAUUGUGUAAUAUACGUAACGAGGAGGUAACAAGCGGAGAUAAGGGAGAAUCGAGGGAUAUAUAUAUAUUAUAUUAUAUACAUAUACGUAUAUAUAUAUAUUGAAGAACGAACAAUCACAAUGUCUUCCUUGAUUAUACCGAAAUACACGGGGGGCAGCGAUUUUAUUGUCUUGCAGAAAAAGAAAAAAAAAAAUUUUAUAAAUCAUAGACGCGGCUUCUUCGUGCAACUAUUUUCGAUUGUCGCUUGUAUCGAUCGUUAUCUAUUUCGCGAAUUAUAAUGAAUCGUGGCCACGGAAAACGGCGAAUGAGAUACCGUAGCGCAUAGUCGAUUCGCCGAUGAUUAAUAAUUUCUUCUUAACACUUCCGCUACCGCGCCGUCUCUUGUCAUCACGCGAUACCGCGUGCUCGACCGUCAACCCUUUUAACGAGAAAUAAAAAUAUACCUUGACCCGAGGAGAAAGUUCAACGUAUGGUAGCGAACGUGUUAAAGAGACGAAAAAUAGGAAAAAAAGAGGAUGAAAAGGGACACAUAUUCGUAAACAGAUACAUACAUACAUUACAUACACACACGGGCGCAUUUUCUAACAGAUACAUUUGUCGGGUCGACCGCAAGAUUAAUCCAUUUAUCGUCGUUCGUAUAUUCGUGUUUUCCGUUCAAAUCCUUUAACCACGUUGACAGACUAUUGCAUAGAAUAAUUGUGUUCGUGAGAGAUCAAAGUGGGGGAGUUUAAUGUAUUCGCGAUAGUAUAUAUCAAUUACUGUUUCACCUAGUUUUUAGACGGCUACAGUAUUACUCUCUUUAAGUGAGACACCGGUUCUAUGUUAAUUAGAAGGGGAUAGAACCAUCUAUUUUGUACUGUUCACAGUUUUAUGUGAUAGAGAUGAUAAAUUACCAGCAGGUACCAAUUAAGUUAUAUUAUUAAGAAUUGAAAAUGAAGGGUGACAAUUGCAAUAGCACUUGAAACAUCAUAUUACAAAUUUAACUCGUUAAAGAAAUUAUCCACAUCUUUCGUUUUUUAUUUUUAGUCGAUCAACAUUCGUAUUGAAACGGUAUAAAUAGCAGGUGAAAUUGGAUUAGCGAAUUAUUUCAGAAAUUAUUCAUCGUAAAAGCAAUUAUGUGUUCCUGAAUAGAUGAGUUUAUUAAUUCACCGCUUAAAGGGGUAAUGCUGUACCCUUAAUAUGUGUAAGAUGCAAUCUUGAACGUUCGAUGAAUAGAUAAUUGAUUCGAUCGAAUGUUUCUAUCGACCGAUACACGGUGUAAUUGAAUGUCAAUUCGUAAGUCGAAUUUCUUGUUCGAAAUUAAGCUACGUAAUCGUUGUUCGAGGUAAAUGUUUUUUAAGCGUGUUUCUUAUUUCAAAGUUAACUUGGAAUAGUUCAAAUCUUUUAUAGUGCUAAUCGACGUACCUUUAAAUUGUUAUUUUCUAGUCAUUAACUUAAUUUUAUAUUCACACCUGUAACUAAAGAUGAGCAUUGCGAUCAAUUAUUUGAAUCUAUUUUACAUCCUAGUUCGAACAUGAUCUAAGUGCUCGUCCUAAAUGCUAAUUUUUAAGUAAAAUCGACAGAUUACGAUGUACCUAUAUAUUUCAUAUAUAUAUACAUAUAUUAAGAAAAAAAAAACAUAUUAUGAUAAGUUGUAAGUACAUACGAGCUUCGUACGUGUGCACGUGAAAAAAGAUUUCGUUUUUUCGUGUUUCUCAGAUCUAUUUAUAUACACGUAUAUUAAAUAUAGCGUACGCAGAAUGUAUGUUAGUCUAAAGCAGACAUCCUAUCGACAAAUCAGAAAAACUAAGACUGUUAUACCUUGUUAUUAUAUCGACGAUGUUAUUCGUUUAUGCUAAUACAGUAUAGUUGCUUUUCGUCGCGUUCCUCGUGUUUAAAAAAGAGAAAUAUCACAGAUGCAUCCUGUAUACCACUAUCAUUAACAGAUUACCUCUAUUUCAGACAUUUUUCUCUACAGGAAGUGUUUAAUUUUCAUGGAAAUUUUCUCUUUAAAAUACCAGUGUUUGUAGAGGAGAUACAGGGACAAUUGUUGGCAAUUUUUUGUAUUAGUAAUUAAAAUCAGAAAGGAUUUGUUAAAAAAAGUUAACAGGUUUCUGUAAAAAAAAAAUUCCCAAAGAGAGAAGCUCGUUUGGCCCCUCUGAGUAGGCAUCCACCCUUAAGCCCUUUGAUCGUUUUUCAUUGCAGCGAUUUUACGAUCGUCCUUAUAUCUCUUCGAUCGACGAUACACGCACACGUAGCUUGCCCUCGAGAGCCUGCUUCAUCGCAUAACAACGUGUACUAUUUUUAACAAAAAAAAAAAUAUGUAACGAUACAGAGGGGUAGUGAAAGAAGUUACAAAGUUCGCGGUUAUUUUGUUAUCGUUAUCAAGCUUGUAAAAUCAGUCCGUAGGAAAACAAGGUGUAAUUAUAGAAUAUCCUUGCCUACGCACCGAGCUCACCACCUCGAUCAAUAAAAUUGUGUAUACGAGAGCUUUCCAGGGCAUCCCACGUGUGCACAACUCUAAAACGCUUCCGUUCCCUUUUUUUCCGAUGUAAUGCGUUCUGUGAAACCGAGAGAGAGAGAGAGAGAAAAGGAGAGACAAGAGAGCGAGCGUGUUUUACCUAUAAGUAAUCUCUAGUAAGUGAUACUUUUGAGAUAUCGUGCAACAUAUCGUAGCGUUAUAAUUACACGUAAAGAGUUAAUCUUUCCGAUCCUCACGGCUACUCGAUAGUGCUCUGUUGUUCUCGAGAGGUGCCCAAUAAUAGCCCCCCCGACACAAUGGAUACGCUGACGAGAGCACGUUCCAACUCUCUUUAUCCUACUGGGUGAGUCACGAUGAAUAGAAUCAACCUAAAUACAACAAUAUUCGAGUGACGUUAAAUGAAAUAUUCCGAUAGACUGUGUUCACGCUGGAAUUGUUGAGGGACUUCAAACUGGGGGGUAGUUAAUUUAUUUGAUUUUCCAGUUCACGCUAUUUUACCUCGUGGGAAAGAUCCGUUUAUUAUAAAUGACAGAGUACUAGAAUAAAGAAAAAUGAGAGCAAACAAAUUACUUGCGCUCUACCAUUUACUCUGCUAAUGUAAACUAGCCUUCGAGCCUAAUAAACGGAUUUUUUCUAUCGGCCUUACUCUGCCAAUGUAAACUGAACUUUAGAGAGCGAAUCCGAGCUAGUAUUACUUAGGGAGGAUACGAUAGUGUCCAAUGCUGAAAGCAUAGCUUGUGCCAUUGUUAUUAGAGAAGAAAGUAUCUCCUGGACUCUGUAGAAAAAUAGUUUCUUCUCUCUUUUACAAAAACCGUAGCGAUUCGUGUGUAGUGUUUUACGACUCACCUUGUAUAGAGGCAGCGAGCCGCAUAUCGGGAAACAAAAGGUGGUUGAGCCGCGAAAAAGGCGGCAAUUCACGGUGCUCGCAAACGAUCAAGAUGUUGUUGUUGUUCCUGUUAUUGUGCUCUUUUCAAGCGUUCAUCCAGCCUGUUGACGUAAUACUUUCGAACGAGUUGAAGAGAAGCAGGAAAAUCCUGUCGACAAAGUCGAUAGCCGUGAGGAUAGUCGGCGGGGAAGUGACCGACAUACGGAAGUAUCCGUUUCUCGUAGGUGAAAUGCGCCCGUGAUGUUUCCUAUAUACUAUUUAAUCUGUACAGGUUGUUUAAAAAAAAAAAAAGGAAUUCAAGAUUUUACAGAGAAAAGAAACAGUACUCGUCAAUUUCGCCAUCUGAGAGAAUUUCUUUUUAAUCACAACGAGUGCUGUAUAUUCUGUAAUGUCUAAAAUCUUGAUUAAACAUCCUGCAGAUAUUCGAAUACCUCUGAUUACUUUCGAGAGAUGUAAAAAGAUAAAAGAGGGAAUCAGUGUCGAAACUAUGUCAAUUUAUAAUCUUUCCUAGCACGUGUCGUAGGCUAACGAAGAUCGGUUACGAAUUAUUUUAUUAUUAUCCGUAGAAACUAGCGGUGUAACGCCCAAUAUCCUAUCAAUGGAAUUGAAGGAAGAUCGAGAGGAGGUUGUUUGAUUCCUUCGAAAACAGGGAAAUAAGUUUUUGUAAACGAAAGGAUGGAUCUCUCGAAAUGAUUCAGAAUGAUUCGUACGCGUGUCACGAGAGGUUCGCGGAUGACGAAACCGAAUUUUUAAUGUCAAUUUCUGGUAGGUCUCGGUCCAAAGGCGACAUAUUAGCCAUACCUGCGGAGGUACUUAUAUAGCGCCGAGAUUCGUUUUGUCAGCCGCUCAUUGCAUGGUCAGGUGCGUUUUAAAAUGUCUGUAAGACUGCAAUACUUAAAGGUAGAUUUAUAUUAUCCGUAUCUGUGAUCCAUAAAAACACACGAUAGCAAUAGAAAAAAUUUACUCUCAAUAUUUUGCAUUUGUUUUAUAAUAAAUUAUGUGAUUUAGUACAAAAUUUUCCAUUAGGCAAUGUACUUCAGUUUGAAACGAAAAAUAUUUUAAGAAAAAAUCUUAACGUUCAUUGUUUUCUGUAAAAUUUUAAUAUUAUCAAUUAUACCACCUGUUACAUGACACUCUGUAUAUGCAGACUGUAAUUACUGCUGGAUAUUCGAUAUUCUCUCUUGUAAGUCUUCAAGCAAGUCAAGCAUAUUCGAGUUUCAAAUUACCUCGAUAAUUACUCAAAGUGAAAAAUUACUGAAAAUUCUAAUAAUAAUUCCAAUCCAGUAUAAAAUAAUUACUUUAAACCCGGAUGUGUUCCAUGUUUGAGCAAAUAAUAUAAAUCUAUCUUAACCAAAUCUCUUUGCUCUUCACUUUAAAAUGGUAGCAGAAUCAUCGACACAUCAGUUUUGAUUAAAUCUUUCGCUAUGAUAGAGUCUUUCGUUCAUAGCGAAAGAGUUAAACAUUUUCACUACUGAUUCCUCCUACUUUAUAAUCCUAUCAUCGAUUGCAAAAAUGUUCUAGUUGCAAAUCGAUGAAAACUCUUGCAUUGGUGCUUUCAAGAAGAUCCUAUUUACUGAUAGAUUCAAAGUGCUUAGAUAAUCAUUUUUGCAUUGUUCUAUUCAUUCUAAUAAGAAACCAAAGUGUGAGAGAAUGUAGUUAGAGAAAAUUAGAAUUUUUUAUAAAUAUUCAUACUUGAUCAUAAAUUUGUCUUUAAACAGUAGGCGUUCAAAUUCUAUAAUAGUUGAUACAAUAAAUAAUUAGGAAUGUGAAUUGAAUGAAUAGAGUUCCAUGAUAGCUAUUAAUAUUAGAGAAUUAAUUGAACUUUCGUUUCAUCAUUGAAAAUUUGCAAUCAAUCUCUUCAAAUAAAUAGAAAAUCGAUUUCAUUUCGAGUGCUUGAAGCAACGAUACCAUAGGGAUUAAUUAGCUGGGUCGUAACGAAGCGGGUAGUAAUUUACACGUGUGUUAUUAUUUUUCUAUCGCGAUCGUGAAUGAAAGAGGUGAUUUCAUUGAUUCACGCGUAUUCUCGUGCUACCAUUUUACGGUUGUAGAGCAGUCUUCGCUCGUAGCGCUUUCAUUGCUAUCAUAGACACACGUAUGCUGCUUUUCAGAACUUUGAACAUGCUGAAUACACACGUGUGGAAUUAAUUGGUCGCUCAGGGUGAAGAAUAACCCUUCCCACUACGCUAUCUAGACCAGUGAUUGGAAUUAAAUUAAAUUGAAAAUAAAUUCCUUUCUUGAGCGACCAAUAAGAACCAUAAAUCUUUAGAUUGCCGAAUGUGCAAUCUAGAGCAAAGUGUCAGCGUAGAAAGAAGCUGUUAGACUAUCACACUAUAUGUACAAAACAAAAAAACAGAUACUUACAUUUUCUAAACACAAAAGACACAAAGUAUGAUUCAUGUUCCCGUAAUUAUUUUUAAUUGCGAGUCAGCAUACGUAGUAUUAAAAACAAGGAAAUAAGAAAACAGUAGCGAUCGCAGCAGUGAAAGGGUUAGUGGCGUUAGAUGUUAUUAAACUUGUGUAACGAUUAAAAAAAAAAAA
Osmia bicornis bicornis is the source of this 6925-nucleotide messenger RNA. RefSeq lists its product as uncharacterized. The coding region runs from base 116 to 958 and encodes 280 amino acids. The transcript has 6 exons. The record is from RefSeq and is a predicted model, not a curated record. NCBI's taxonomy places the organism in Eukaryota, Metazoa, Arthropoda, Insecta, Hymenoptera, Megachilidae.